Papaver somniferum (opium poppy) is the source of this 840-nucleotide messenger RNA. RefSeq lists its product as uncharacterized. The record is from RefSeq and is a predicted model, not a curated record. The coding region runs from base 1 to 840 and encodes 279 amino acids. NCBI's taxonomy places the organism in Eukaryota, Viridiplantae, Streptophyta, Magnoliopsida, Ranunculales, Papaveraceae. The transcript is spliced from 3 exons.
AUGUGCGAAAACUAUGACAUCAAUGCUCCUUGGGCUCUCAUUGGAGACCUAAAUCUUACCUUACAUGACAAUGAAAGAAGCAAUAGUAAUGGCUCUUCUUCUAGAGCCUCAAAACUAGCUCAAACUGUCUUAGAAACAAUCCUUAAUGAUUUAGGUUUUCAUGGAAACUCUUACACCUGGACCAGCAAUAAGCAUGGAACAUGGAAUAUUGGAACCAGUUCCAAAAAUUGGAAAUUCUUUGAAUGCUGGUUACGUGACAACUCAUGCAAACUUGAAAUUGAAAAAGCUUGGUCAGCAAGUUUCAAUGGGUCGGCUGGCUUUAUCUUGGACAAAAAGUUAACUGAAACAAGAAUAACUUUAUCAAUCUGGAACAAAGCUAUCGUUGGCAAUAUCCAAACCAAGAUCAAGGAUUUACAGCAGCAUCUCAUAGAUCUUCAGCGGCCUAACUCAGUUCAAGAUAAUACUCAGCUGGCGAACAAAAGGAGAACAAGAAACAUAAUUGAAACUCUACAAAAACCAGAUGGAAGUUGGUGUAAUGGAAGAUACAACCUUGAAGAACUUCUCAACUCGCACUUCAAAAACAUCAUGAGCACUUCGAAUCCUCCAUCUAAUUCAGCCUUACUUGAUCUAUUACCUACAUGUAUUACUGAUGCAGAUAAUAAAGCCCUAACAAAAAUACUGGAUGAAGUUGAAAUAACUUCAGUGCUCAAAUGUAUGCAGCCAUGGAAAGCACCAGGACCAGAUGGCUUUCCUCCAGGUUUUUUCAAAGACAAUGGCCAAUUGUUAAGGAUGAUGUUAUCAAGAUGGUGCAGUCUUUCUUUAUCUCUGGCAGAUUAUUAA